Molecule: messenger RNA, 1372 nt
Organism: Porites evermanni
Lineage: Eukaryota; Metazoa; Cnidaria; Anthozoa; Scleractinia; Poritidae
Source: the annotation of a GenBank genome assembly
AUGAAAUGGUGUUUCGUCUUGGCGGCACUUAUUUCUGUAUCGUUUCAAUCUGCAGGUGGAAGACCUGUUACAGCAGGUGAGAUUAAGGGCCGGUUAUUUAAACGUUAUUGUAGCCAGUGUUGAACAAAACCCCGUUCUAAGCCAUUUUCAGUUUGCCAAACACUUUCAUAAGAAAAAACCGUUUAUCGUGAACAGUAUCUUGACGGCCUCAGUAAAGCAUAGACUACAAAGGCACUUGUCUUCUUGAAAUGACCCACUAAGCGGAGGAGAUCUGGAAGUCCAAAGAUUUGUUUAACCGCGGCCUAAUAUAAUUAGACUUUGUUAAAAUAACCGACCAUAAGAGGUUUAAGCUCCGUUUACCUCUUAAUUGUCGUCAAUUGACACGACUGAUUUUUGUUACUACACAAAGGGCUAGGGAAAAGUAGUGAAGUGUCUUUUGUUCGUAUAGGUUGGAAAUGACGAAAAAAGGAAAAUACCAUUUGGUCAAUUUUAUGUAAAUGAGGCCUCAACAAAAGAGUCCAUCGAUAAUUAAAUUGUGAUUUAAAGUCAUAUCCAAAUGUAUUUGGCACGGGUAACAAAAAAGGUAUUUUCCCUAUGAAUUUCUUUUUGUAAGCAAUAAAAUUAUUAGCCUCCGUUUUUAAUAGUGAUAAGAGAAGGUUUUCACUAGUGACCGGCUAUGAAAGUGUUUGUCUAGUGGCAAGAAAGUUAAGACAGCCUCAUGCGUUCCGGUUAUAUAUGUCUAUUACUAUUUCUAUAAGUACAAGGAAGAGAGAAUGAGCUAGCUCGCUUUUCUCCCUUGAUACAAUUCAUUUCCCUAAACUCCGAGAAUUAGCCUGAAUUUCCGACAUCACUUCGAGUCGCUCACUCCCUCAUGUGCCUGCAUGAAGGACUACGGCUAGCGACUCGAAGUGAUGUCGGAAAUUCAGGCUAUCCGAGUAUUUUCUUUCACUGUUUUGUUUUUGUUUUGUUUUGUUUUGUUUUUGGCUGCUCACGGCAUUUGUAUCGUUUCCCUCGGAGACCUGUUCACAACGUUCAGGCAGUCUCCUCUAAGAUCUCUUCUCUUCCGGACUAGUGUGGAGUGGGUGCCUGUCUUUCUCUCGGGCAACCUCGUCCCACCCAUUUUUUAAGGGAAAAGCCCUGGGGACGAGGUUGUCUCUCGGGAGAUUCGGUUGGGUGGGUCUAAAUAUGACACCAGACCCUUUUUGUUGUUGUUUUAGGUGACUGCGUUCAGUGCACUGGAUCUCUACCGCAAUGUAAUCUUCCAGGUCUAUUUGGAUUUCCUAAGUGUAGAAUGUCGUUUGAGAAAUGCAAGCUAAACAAGCCCCGUCCAUUUAGACCAGGAAUUCUACAGCUAGAAACAGACUGUUACUAA